Molecule: messenger RNA, 2031 nt
Organism: Anopheles marshallii
Lineage: Eukaryota; Metazoa; Arthropoda; Insecta; Diptera; Culicidae
Product: trifunctional nucleotide phosphoesterase protein YfkN
Exons: 7
Coding region: 1-2031 (676 amino acids)
Biological process (GO): nucleotide catabolic process
Molecular function (GO): hydrolase activity
Source: RefSeq, a predicted model, not a curated record
AUGGCUGGUUUCGCAUCGAAAGCUGCAUUACGUUCCAAAUGGAGUGAUUUGGUUGAAAGUGGUGCCACAAACAUUGAAGCAACAGCCGAGGUUUCUCAGGGGUUGAAACAUGUUGUCGGAUGGCUAAAACAGGCAUCCGUAGAAGUAAGAGAGGCCGGAAAGAGAGCCGUCUCACAGAUACAGAACAAUACACCGAGUUUGCUACCGAAUCUUCACUCAGCAGCGUUAAUUGGCCAGGGGAUCGACCGAGACAGUAGCAGCAUGAUGACCGGUGCUACGGUGGAUAAAUUAACUAUUAUACAUUACAAUGACGUGUACAACAUUGAUGCAAACAGCAAAUCUGAACCAAUCGGUGGAGCUGCACGGUUCUGCACGGCAGUUAAAUCAUUCAAUCAACUGAAUCCUCUGAUUCUAUUUAGCGGUGAUGCAUUUUCCCCAAGCAUGCUUAGCACCUUCACAAAAGGAGAACAAAUGGUUCCCGUGUUAAAUGCCAUCGGAACACACUGUGCCGUUUUCGGUAACCAUGAUUUUGAUCACGGAUUGGAUGUUCUUAGCGAAUGGGUUGAAAAGACUAAUUUUCCCUGGUUGAUGUCGAAUGUAGUCGAUAACGAAACUGGACGACCGUUAGGUGGAGGCAAAAUUACUCAUAUUUUAAAUCACAAUGAGGUGAAAGUGGGUCUAAUUGGUUUGGUGGAGAAGGAGUGGCUGGAUACGCUGCCGACGAUAGAUCCGAACGAAGUAACGUAUAUUGAUUUUAUUAAGGCGGGAAACCAACUAGCAGAUGAGCUACACAAUCAGGGUUGUGAAGUUAUCAUAGCUUUAACCCACAUGCGAACGCCUAACGAUAUUGAGUUGGCCAAACACAGCGGGCACAUCGAUCUUAUAUUAGGUGGUCACGAUCAUGUGUAUGAGAUAUUGAAUAUUGAUGAUACACACGUAAUUAAAUCGGGUACCGAUUUUAGACAAUUUUCGAAGAUUGGCAUUAACCUAGGACGUACUCAGAAUGGUAAAAUUACGGUCAACGUGGAGAAAGUUGAUGUGAAUUCUUCGCAGUAUUCAGAGGACGUCACAUUAAGGGACGAGUUGAAAAAAUACUCCGAAACAAUUGAAUCGAAAAUGGAUGAAAUGUUGGGAAUGUUUACAGUAGAAUUGGAAGGAAGAUUUUCUGCCAUUCGUACAUCUGAAACCAAUCUAGGAAAUUGGAUUUGUGAUGUGGCACUUGCUGCCACUGGCGCCGAUUGUGUGAUUAUUAACUCUGGGACAUUUCGUUCUGAUCAAAUACAUCCCGCUGGACCGUUUACGAUGCGUGACUUGAUCAAUAUCAUACCAAUGCAAGACCCAUUAAUCGUACUAGAAGUUACGGGCAAAAUAUUGCACGAAGCGCUUGAAAAUUCCGUGUCAACGUACCCAAAGUUGGAAGGAAGGUUCCCUCAGAUAGCGGGCAUGUCAUUCGUAUUUGACCCAACAAAACGUCCAGGUGAACGAGUAGAACCGAAACUGGUGCGCCUUGGUGAUGAAUGGUUAAAUUUGGAGCAGAAAUAUACACUAUGCAUUAAGAGCUAUAUAUAUGGCGGAUGUGAUGGAUAUACCAUGUUUAAAGGAUGUCGUGUGCUGCUAGACGACGAUGCUGCGCCAGAGCUUGGAUUGGCCAUCCAGAAUCAUUUCAAAGCAAUCGACAUUCGUUUAGGUAAAACGCAUCACACUAAACAUCGCCAGUCGCUUGUAACUCUGUCACGGCGCCACAGCAUGGUACAGAUGCUCGAAAACCUUGAGCUAGAUGGUCCGACUCCAAUCAGGCGAAAGUCUUCCGUAACGAUACCCAAAAUGGAACACAUCAGUAAUAAUCGGGGCAAGCUUUUACGUCGUGCGUCGCUAGAUGAUUUGGAACAGAACAGCUGCCAGCUUGCACCAUCAAUUCAACAUAGAAUUAUUGUCGUGCAGAAUGAAGAUCAUAUUCGAGAAAUGAUUUUAAGGCGAGAGACUAUUGAAAAAAAUUUUGUUAUCAAGGAAACCGACGAGCUUACCCCGUAA